Messenger RNA from Culex quinquefasciatus (southern house mosquito), 598 nucleotides. Its product is annotated as lipopolysaccharide-induced tumor necrosis factor-alpha factor homolog. The record is from RefSeq and is a predicted model, not a curated record. Gene Ontology annotation, molecular function: zinc ion binding. NCBI's taxonomy places the organism in Eukaryota, Metazoa, Arthropoda, Insecta, Diptera, Culicidae. Bases 135 to 395 code for a protein of 86 amino acids. The transcript has 3 exons.
UCGAUCCGAAGCUACCCAAGUCGUCGCGACGGUCGGUGCUAAUCAGAGUACACCUGAUUUAGUGGGAGGCAAAGAAAAAAAGUUGUAUUACUAUUAGAGGAAGCAAGUGAAGCAAACAAGUAAGGUGCACAAAAAUGCAGCAGCCUACGGUGGUAAUUCAAGCAGCUCCAGCCGUUGGACCCGACUCCACCACGUUGAUUUGUCCUUCGUGCCGGGCUCAGAUCAGGACCCGGGUUGACCACAACUCAACGACCAAAACUCACAUUAUUGCCAUAUUGCUGUUCGUGUUUUGCUGCUGGCCCUGCGUCUGCGUCCCGUACUGUAUGGAUUCGUGCAAAAAUGCUGACCACUACUGUCCCAAUUGUAACGCAUUUAUCGGAACUCACACCCACUGAAUUUAAACUGCUUGGGAAAAAGCCUAAAUAUGGACACCAAUGAUUUCGUUCAAAUUUUUGUGAAACGCACAGCAUGAACCAAGUUCCAAAUAUUUAAAUAUAAUAAUUCUAAGCUGUCUGGAUCUAGUUCUACCAAGUGGUUAUUGUAUAUGUAUGAAGUUAUAUUUACGGAAAAAUAAAACGCCACGAAUGUAUUCGUCGUA